Alligator mississippiensis (American alligator) is the source of this 1403-nucleotide messenger RNA. RefSeq names its product RING finger protein 112. The record is from RefSeq and is a predicted model, not a curated record. Gene Ontology annotation, molecular function: GTP binding; GTPase activity. The coding region runs from base 18 to 1403 and encodes 461 amino acids. Gene Ontology annotation, biological process: protein homooligomerization; endoplasmic reticulum organization. Lineage: Eukaryota; Metazoa; Chordata; Crocodylia; Alligatoridae. The transcript has 11 exons.
GUCAUCAUCCAGCUACCAUGGGCCCACUGCAUCUUGUACGUGUGGAUGAGAAGGGCCAGCUGGCCCUGGACGAGGGAACCCUAAGCCAUUGCCUGGAGCAGGGGAAGGUGGGUGAUGCCCCCAUCUGCCUGAUCUCCAUCGUUGGGGAGCAGCACCAGGAGAAAUCCAUCCUUAUGAAUUGCCUGAUACACCAGCUGCAGAACCAGGAUGCUGCUUGGAUGGGCCAGAAGGACCAGCCUGUAGAGGGAUCUGAUUGGCAAGGAGGGUACCAAACCAUGCGCAAAGGGGUGUGGAUCUGGGGUGAGCCCUUCUGGGUCCAGGGCCCACAUGGUAAGGUGGCUGUGUUCCUAGUAGACACGGAGGGCUCCAUGGAUCUGCAUCACCAAUUGGAAACCAGCAUCAAGCUCUGUGUGUUCAGCAUCUUACUCGGCUCCUACCAGAAUUUGGACCUGCUGGUCCAUGACUAUCCAACAUCAUUUGACUGUGGAGUAGAGGGAGGAAAGAAAUAUCUGAGCCACGUAAUCCAGGAGCUGGAGGCUUCUCCCAAUCACAUGUUGACUCUGGAAGCCCUGAAGGCAGCAGGCACCCGCUGUUACCUCAUGCCCCACCCUGACACGGACAAAGACUUCAGGGAACACCUGAGGGACUACAUCGCUUCCCUGACGAGCUCAGCAGGGACACACAUCUGGAAGGACCAGAAUGGACAAGUGCUCACGGGGAGGAAGCUGGCAGAGAAGAUCAGGACUAUAUCCAAAUGCCUGAAGGACAAGCACUAUGACUUUUCUGCUCCUCUAAAGAUGGUAAAGGCCUUUGCAGAAAUGCAGAAGGAGUUAAAUACAAGAACAAUAAAAAGUGCCAAGACAAAAUAUGAGGAAUAUCUGCUCGAACAACAUCAGGGCCUUGAUACCCAGACCAUGGACCAGAGCCUGAAGGUGACACUAAAUGAGAUGAAGCAGCAGCUGGAGACAAAAUGCAAAGAUUUGUUGCAGGAUUGCCAGGAGCAGCUUCUGGGAGAGGAGCCCGAGAAACAGGCUGUCUUGGGGGAACUGAAGAAAGAGUGGUCAAGAAAAGAGAAGGAUUUUCUAGAUGCCUCUGAGAACAAGUACAAGGAAGUUGUGGUUUCUGCCAAUAAGGCAUCUGAAAAUGCCAUGAAGGAAAUGGAACAAUUUCUCCAGGAGCAGGCUAAGGUCAAGUGCCUGCAAGUCCCUCCCAGUGAGAUGAAUGAAAAGCUGAAGGCAAAACGCCAGAAGUUGUUGCAGGCCUGCCAGGAGAAGCUACUGCAUGACGAGUCCAAGCCACUAGCCAUCCUAGAGGAGCUGGAACAGUGGUGCAUAAGGAAGGAGGAGGCUUUCCUGAAGCUCUAUAGGGAAAAGUAUAAGGUCUUGCUGCUUUAUGACUCUUAA